Messenger RNA from Selaginella moellendorffii, 1062 nucleotides. RefSeq names its product putative dual specificity protein phosphatase DSP8. Gene Ontology annotation, molecular function: protein tyrosine/serine/threonine phosphatase activity; phosphatidylinositol-4,5-bisphosphate 5-phosphatase activity. NCBI's taxonomy places the organism in Eukaryota, Viridiplantae, Streptophyta, Lycopodiopsida, Selaginellales, Selaginellaceae. Bases 41 to 934 code for a protein of 297 amino acids. The record is from RefSeq and is a predicted model, not a curated record. Gene Ontology annotation, biological process: protein dephosphorylation. The transcript has 6 exons.
UUAAAUCUAUUUGGGCCUAAGGUUUAGGGCUAGGGCUAGAAUGGCGAUCAUCCGGGAGGAGAGCAGCGAGGAAUCGGACCCCACGGGCAAUGGCGCGAUUGUGGAUAGAUUCUCGCGGGCGAAAGUAAUCGCCAUCGCCGCUGGAGCAAGGCUGCUCUUCUACCCGACGCUGGCGUACAAUGUCCUGCGCAACAGCAUGGAGGACGAAUUCCGCUGGUGGGAUCAAGUGGACGAGUUCUUGCUGCUGGGCGCGGUGCCCUUUCGCAGCGAUGUGAUUCUGCUCAAAUCGGCGGGCGUGAGGGGCGUUGUGACGCUCAACGAGCCCUUUGAGACCCUCGUCGACUCAUCCUUCUACCAGGAGCAUGGUAUCAGUCAUUGCGUAAUUCCAACGCGGGAUUAUUACUUUGCUCCGGCUGUUAAAGACAUUCGGCGAGCUGUGAACUUCAUCCAUGAGCAUGCGCUUCGAGGUGAGACAACCUAUGUUCACUGUAAAGCCGGUCGUGGGCGAAGUACAACAGUAGCGCUAUGCUACUUGAUGGAACACCGAGGAUUGAAUCCCAUCGACGCCUUCAACUACAUCCGUGCUCGGCGCCCGAGAGUUUUGCUGGCUUCAGCACAGUGGGAGGCUGUGUACGAAUACAGACACAAGUAUUGCUCGCGACCGCUGCUAGCAAACGCCGGAUCCGGCAGCUGCAGCAGUAGCGACGAUCUAAAGCCAUCCCUGCCGUGCCUGUGCAUUUACUGCACCGAGGAGCCGGUGAUGAUCACCGCCACGGAUCUUGCGGACUACCGCGAGAAGCCCCGAUGGAUGUUGUGGAAGAACUUGGGGCUUGUUCUAUCGUAUCUUCUACGCAUGGAGAAGAUGGAGGCCAUAGAGAUGGCGUGCAAGCCGGCGCAAGACUUUGGCAGCUCCAUCCAGCUAACGGCGUACUGACCAAAACAACAAAUGUAAAGGUUUGUAUUUUGUAUAUAAAAAAAGAAAGACAAGUACGGAAGGCAUAUCCAUGGGUAUAAUCAUGUAAAUAUAAGUACGGCAAUCAAACAAUCACAAAAUUUGAAGUU